This is a messenger RNA of Fragaria vesca subsp. vesca, 2162 nucleotides long. RefSeq names its product mitogen-activated protein kinase kinase kinase 1-like. NCBI's taxonomy places the organism in Eukaryota, Viridiplantae, Streptophyta, Magnoliopsida, Rosales, Rosaceae. Bases 1 to 1536 code for a protein of 511 amino acids. The record is from RefSeq and is a predicted model, not a curated record. The transcript is spliced from 8 exons. Gene Ontology annotation, molecular function: protein kinase activity; ATP binding. Gene Ontology annotation, biological process: protein phosphorylation.
AUGGACGCUGCCAAGCAGAAGCGUCCGAAGCCGAGACUCGAUCGCCGGAACGCGCUCAAGAACAUUGACUACGACGCCGAUCAGCACUCCCCUACUCCCCGAACUCGCUCCCUCGACCUCUCUCCUCUCUCCCACAACCAAACCAGCUUCCGCGUCAGAGGCAUUGAAGGCGAAUUCGACCUCAUCUGCCGCAGUCUCGGCCUCUCCGGCCCCGAAGACUUGGCCAUCCCUCUCGCCGCCUGGGAGGCCCAGCGCCCCCGCUCCUCCUCCGACUUCACCUCCCGCUCUCGCCUCCACAACACCCAAAACGACGCCGUAUCGAACCCUAGGGUUGCGACCGAACCUGGGGCUGCCAUGAAAACCGGCGGCGGAGGAGGAGGAGGAGGAGGAAUUAGAGGUCUGCGGCCCCCGCCUGUUGUCUUGAAGUCUUUCCCUCCUCCUCCUCCGCCGCAAGACCGCAUAAACUCUCCUGUUUCCGCCGGUGACGUCACCUCUUCGGAUGAGGAGGAGCCUGUGACGUCAGCGAAUGGUGGUGGUGGUAGGAGUGAAGUGAGGUUAGGAAAAGGCAAUGACUUGGCUGAGUCGGUGUCUUGCGGCUUGUCUCCGUCGAACAAUGACAGUGAUGAUUAUGGCGUUGGCAUUGCUGUGAGGGUGGAGCCAAUCCAUAGUAUCUUUUCACCGAAUGGGAAGUUCCGGCGGAGUGUUUCGUCUUCGUGGCAAAGGGGUCACCUUUUGGGGAGUGGUUCCUAUGGAACUGUCUAUGAAGGCUUUACUGAUGAUGGAUUCUUUUUUGCUGUAAAGGAGGUUUCAUUACUUGAUCAAGGAGCCCAGGGAAAGCAGAGUCUUCUACAACUUGAGCAGGAGAUUCAUCUUUUAAGUCAGUUCGAACAUGACAACAUUGUUCAAUAUCUUGGCACAGACAAGGACGAGACUAAGCUCUAUAUCUUCCUUGAGCUUGUAACAAAAGGAUCACUUGCAAGUCUCUAUUCAAAGUAUGUAUUGAGGGAUUCCCAAGUCUCUGUGUUCACAAGGCAGAUUUUGAGUGGCUUGAUAUAUCUCCAUGAUCGUAAUGUUCUCCACAGGGAUAUCAAAUGUGCUAACAUAUUGGUGGAUGCAAGUGGAUCUGUCAAACUUGCAGAUUUUGGUUUAGCUAAGGCAACCAAAUUAAACGAUGUGAAGUCUUGCAAAGGGAGUGCUUAUUGGAUGGCGCCAGAGGUUGUUAAUCGAAGGAAUCGUGGAUAUGGGCUUGCAGCUGACAUAUGGAGUCUUGGAUGUGCCGUGUUGGAGAUGUUAACCCGUCAGCCUCCAUACUCUCACUUGGAAGGGAUGCAAGCAUUAUUUCAGAUCGGAAGUGGUCAACCUCCUGUAGUUCCUGAUUUCUUAUCAAGAGAUGCAAGAGAUUUCAUAUUGAAGUGUUUACAAGUUAACCCAAACAACCGGCCUACUGCAGCCCAACUCUUGAAUCAUUCAUUCUUGAAAAGGCCUCAAACUUCCUCUUUCCCUGCAUCUCCCCAUUCCAACAGUUUGCGUUCCUGAGAGCUCUCAACCUUUGGUGCUUAUUAGGUAUUAGAUAUACAGAUCCUCCAUGUUCUAACUUUCAUGUAUGCUGGUGGUGGCCUUAGUCUACAUCAAGCCAUAUUAGAACAUAGCCAGCCACAAAGGUGGUUCUGGAAAGGAGAAUUUUCACGAAGUUGUGAAAUGACACUUGGAGUGGACAUCGAAGUGCUGUUGAUCCUGCUGUGGUGGAAAGUGGUGGAAAGUUGUAUUGAUAAAUUGGACCAGACAUGCACUCAAUCUAAGAAAAGGAGAUGCAGUUUAAAAGGAAUUAUGAACCUCAAGUUUUAAAUGCUUCUGGAUCAUACGCCCACAUUUGUCACUAAUCUUGAUUCAGUGAUUUGUCAAUGUGAUUAAUAAUGGAUGCAUGCAUGCUGCGCAGACUGCUCCAGGCUUAUCACGGGGUCUUUGUGAACCUUUGAAAAGUCCAAGUCAUGCCACCAAAUCGAAGGCACCAUUUGGAAUUGAAGUGAAAUUUUGUAUAUAUUGAGUUCAUGUAGAUGAUCGACUUCAUGAUCAAUUGGUCAUGAUUUGUAUGUAGUUUCUGUAAUGUAAUGAACACAGAUUUCCGAUGAAAAAUAUAUUCAGUGCCGUUUGGCACAAGUACA